AAUACUUCUGUUAGUCUUAAAGGUGCCACAGGACCCUCUGUUACUUUUCAGUAUGUUACUUUUAACCCAUGCGAAAGGUGUCUGGCAUUUUUAAAAUGCCCCAGUUGCCAUUACAUGGGCACCAACCCAGUAUUUCAUGCCUACACGUGAUGGCUCCCACUGAGUCUGAAAUCCAAGUGUGGAUGGGCCCAAAAAGGGAAGCGAGCGACACUAAAGCCUGGGUGAAAAUCAGGACCUAAGUGCUCCCAUUGAGCGCUGGUGAGGCAGAAUAUAAGUAAAGACCUUUAUGUAACUUUUGGUUUAAAUCCCUGUUAUGACUCCAGGUGUAAAUUCUUGAUAGAAACUCACAAGUUACUCAUACAUUUGCAUAUGUAUUUAUCAUGGCCAGAAUUUUUUUUUUAAACACCACUUAUUGGGAGUGGCUUAUAGUACAGUUUAUAUUCUGUGCUGCAAUUUUACCUUUGCAAAUAGGUCUUUGUCACACACACACAGAUUAGGUUAUGACUGUGCUAAAGCUUCUAGUAAGAAGCUUUCAUUCUCGUGCGAGUUCAAAGCCACCUAAACUCUUGUUCUGUGUUCCAUAGAGUCAGUCAGAAAUUCUCUAAUUCCCCCCGCCAGCUCUAUCAUUCUAAUGUGGUUUUUUUGUUCUCCAAUUUGUCAAGAAACUUGUGUGUGCCAGGAAUAUUCAGCAUUGAUUUUUUUUUUCCCCUGUGAAGACUGCAGGAUUACAGAGUAACCUUUAUUUUUAGGCUCUUGCUUAAUCAUAUAUGGGCAGUUGAUUGACCUGCCUUCCCACCUCCAAAGGCUGCCACUCUUAAUCUCCACCAUAGACUUGCAUCUGAAUGCAAACCAGCUUGCCUUCUCUUUGCAGGAAAGUUGCCCUUAAUUAGUUUUUCAAUGAGUCGUGGUCCGAUUUACUCUCCCCCUCAAGGAGAGCUGCAUUAGUGAGGCGGUGGGUGGAGUUGCUGAGAAGAUACAAUCAACAUCAGCCAAGUAUUGAUUAGCGGAGCCAUUCAUAGACCUAUGAAGAGAGAGUUGGUUUUUGAUGGGCAAGGCUUUCUUUUUGGCAGGCAGGCACCUGCUAACAGAUUGUGCUAUGCUCCCUGGCUGCAGAAUUUUCAAUUUCAGUAAACACUUGGCUUCAGCAAGUUCCUCCUCCUGCCGGGAGAUUCUGCUUGUCUACGCUACCAAGAUUUCGUUGUAAGAAAGGGGCAGCAGGAAGAGUGUUGUGCAAAGCAGUUGACACGGAGAACAACCUGCUACAAUAAAUGUUUCUAGGUGACAGAGAGACACUGAAACGCUGUGGGGGGCAAGAAAAGCGGUUGCGGGAGCCUGCAUGUAAACAAAGAUGGAUUGGCUGUGACAGUGUGCCUUAGGUGGGGAGAUCGGUAUUAUGAAGACUUCCUACAGAGCUGGCCUCCACAGGGAACCACUGAAUUCCACAUCUUCUACAUUCCAUCAAGUCAAACGGGCUUCUGGCAUGCACUUAAAGCCAUACCUCAAAUUACAGAAGAAAGAGCGAUCUCUAGAUAUAACCCAAGAUUCCCUGAGAGGCCUGCAUAUGAACCAUCAAAGGUCAGCACAGGAGGAAAAGUAUACAAACAACUGCACCAAACUGAGCAUUUUACCUACGUCCCCGGUCGUGGCUCCCUCUCGAAAGCCUUUGGGAAUUAUUUAUCGUAAUACUAUGUGCAAUAUGAGUGGGAAAGCUCCAGCAGAAGGCCCAAGUGUUGAGAAGAAGAAGAAUGCCCCGUCUGCGACAAUCCACCAGGGGGAUGAGGGGGAAGGACCGUUAGAUAUCUGGGCCGUCGUGAAACCUGGGAAUACCAAGGAAAAGAUUGCCUUCUUUGCAGCCCAGCAGUGCAACAACAAUAGGAUGGGCUCAAUGAAACUUAAAAGCAGCUGGGAUAUAGAUGGAAGAUCAGCUAAACGAAGGAAGAAAUCCAUGGAUCUUAUAAAAGCAAAGAUUCAGUUAGAAAGGAUGAGAGAGGCAAACAGGAGGUGCGCCCAGCCUGAGCCUUUUGCAUGUGGCAUUGAGCACUGUUCUGUACAUUACGUUAAUGACAAUGGUGAAGGGAUAUUUCCAGGUCGAUCCUUGUCUGUAAUCGAGAUGGUAGCUUUUCUAGAACACAGAGCAAGUGCUUUGCUGGCCGACUGCACCAAAAACUGCACGAACGCUUCUACUACAAGGCUGAGUGGGCAAUCCAAAGGGGCACUUCCUGCUUCAGACCCUUUCUCUGUCCCGGGGGCCUGCGAGGUACAUUCUGAAAAAGGGACCUGUGGGAGCGGUGAGCAGCAGAAUGAGCCUGUGCGUGUGCUGGACAUGGUUGCAAAGCUUGAAUCGGAGUGCUUGAGGCGCCAGAGCGAGCGUGAAGCCGGGGGCCUAUCCAGGAACAACAGCUUCCGGAGAAACAUAGGGCGGAUGUUACUGGCGAAUGGCACGCAGUCGGAGUGUGACGCUGGGAAGGUAGCUUCCAAAGUCCUUGGCCAGGAGGUAAGUUUAAAAGAUCCCGUUGCAGCGGAUGAUGUUGGACAGAGAACAAAGCGUGGCCCUUCGGCUGCUGAUGAAUCAUGGGAAGGAGCUGCGUCUGGUCAGCAGUCCUUGGCGGCAGUAGCAGCUGUGGAUAUCCACAUGGUGAAUGUCAGUGUCAAGCUUGGUCAAGAAAUCUCAGAGAGACCCAGCACCAGAGGUGAUUCUGAAAUGAUUGUGGAACCUCUGGGGUCCAUCCCUUCUACAUGUCCCGUAGCUGUUGGGCUGUCGUCAGAUGCCAUGCGGAGCGGGAGUACGACUGUUGAUUGUUCAGCUAGAGAACCUGUAUCUGUUCCUAAUCUGAGUUCGCAUCCAAUGAGGAGAGAGUCUUUAUGCAUCAGUAUAUCGGUCACCAAGACAGAGAAGGGGUGCAGGAAAGAGCAGCCUUCUAAUUUUAGCUUUGGUGAAGAUCCACUUCCAGGGAGGCUGUUCUUUCUGCCUCCUGGUCACCACACCAAGCAAGAACACACAGGGUUAGGGGAAAGUACGAAAGAAAAGCCAGGAGAAGUGGGCCAAGCUGAGGCUGACAAUAACAGCGUGUGUGAGAUAAAUAGUGUUUCCAUGGAGCCAUUUGCCCUGUCACUAUCUCCCAUGGAAAGGGCUGCGCAGGUACUUGACACUUCUUGUUUGAGACGGCAGGUGUCUCAUGACUUUUUGGAGACUAGGUUUAAAAUUCAGCAGCUUUUGGAGCCUCAGCAGUAUAUGGCCUUCCUGCCCCACCACAUCAUGGUUAAGAUCUUCAGAUUGCUCCCCACGAAGAGUCUAGUUGCUCUUAAAUGUACUUGUUGUUACUUCAAAUUUAUCAUUGAAUACUACAACAUAAGGCCAGCUGAUUCCCGCUGGGUCCGUGAUCCACGUUACAAAGAAGAUCCUUGCAAGCAGUGCAAGAAGAAGUAUGUGAAAGGGGAUGUCUCACUGUGCCGGUGGCAUCCCAAACCCUACUGUCAAGCUUUACCAUAUGGCCCGGGGUAUUGGAUGUGCUGUCACAAGUCUCAGAAAGGCAUCCCUGGGUGUAAAUUAGGUCUUCAUGACAAUCGUUGGGUUCCUGCCUGCCACAGCUUUAACCGCACUCUUCACAAGAAAGCCAGAGGAGGAGGAGCAGAUGCGGAAGAGGAAUAUUAGUGCACAUACACUUUCUCUUGGGAGGAGGACAUUUUCAUGCUCUGUGCUGUUUACAGUGUAUAUAAUCGUGUUUUCACAGGGCUAUGAAACUGCACAUACUUAAACACAAGAGCCUUUACCUUUUAGAUUACAGACCGCUUUUAGCCCAUCAUUGUAAAUAACACUAUUAAAAACAAAUUGUACAGAUAGAGUCUACAGCUGGCUGAACAACUUAAUCACUACAAUGCAGCUAUGAUAGUGUUGCGGCUAUAGUUGUGUGUGUUUUUAAGUGUCUUGUUUCAAAAUCUGUAUAUCCUGUAUAAUAUAUGAAAGUUUCUGAGAAGAAACUCUAAAUAGGUAAAGGUUAAUUUGUUUAAAGGAUCUUCAAAUGAUUUAACUGGACAACCUUAACGUUAGACUAGAACAGAUAUUUGUUAUAGUAGUGUAGCAGUGAACAAAAGAGAGGAAUAUUAUUGUAUAGGCAGAGUAUAAAAAGGUUCUUGUCUCCAUUGCCCAUGUUGUCUGGUUGUUAUUUUUUUUUACUUUAAUAAAAUGUGCAUUCUAGAUCUGCCUAAUCCGACUUUCUCUUCUUGUACAAUCUGCCCUGAAAUAAAGUGAUGGAAAACUUCA
Chrysemys picta bellii (western painted turtle) is the source of this 4261-nucleotide messenger RNA. RefSeq names its product F-box protein 34 (gene FBXO34). Lineage: Eukaryota; Metazoa; Chordata; Testudines; Emydidae. The record is from RefSeq and is a predicted model, not a curated record. Gene Ontology annotation, molecular function: protein binding.